Messenger RNA from Corylus avellana, 1378 nucleotides. The record is from RefSeq and is a predicted model, not a curated record. Lineage: Eukaryota; Viridiplantae; Streptophyta; Magnoliopsida; Fagales; Betulaceae.
GAGAGAGAGAGAGAGAUGUCAGGUGACAAGGAAAAUACUGUUCUUGACCCUCCAAAACAGCUCGAUGCUGGAGCUUUGUUUGUCCUCAAAUCCAGAGGGUCAUGGUUGCACUGUGGGUAUCAUUUGACGACGUCUAUCGUGGCUCCGGCGCUUCUGAGUCUUCCCUUUGCGCUGGCCUUGCUAGGGUGGGUUGGGGGAGCUGUUUGCCUUAUUCUUGCAGGUUUGGUGACUUUCUAUUCCUAUAAUCUUCUGUCUAUGGUGUUGGAGCACCAUGCACAGCUUGGUCACCGCCAACUUCGGUUUCGGGACAUGGCUAGAGAUAUUUUAGGACCUGCAUGGGGCAAAUAUGUUGUUGGGCCACUUCAAUUUGGGAUAUGUUACGGCGCUGUAAUUUCUGGUUGUCUUCUAGGUGGGCAGAGCCUUAAGUUCAUUUAUUUGCUCUCAAACCCAAAUGGGACGAUGAAGCUUUACUUGUUCAUAAUUAUAUUUGGAGUCCUAAUGCUGUCGUUAGCCCAAAUUCCAUCCUUUCACUCCCUCAGGCAUAUCAAUCUCGUCUCUCUUACCUUUGCUCUUGCUUACAGCGCUUGCGUCACAGCCGGUUCAAUAUACAUAGGACAUUCCAAGAACGCCCCUACUAGAGACUACUCCGUAAAUGGCUCUGGAGAAAUUCGUGUUUUUGGUGCUGCCAACGCUGUUUCAAUCAUUGCCACCACGUAUGCCUGUGGAAUUGUCCCUGAAAUACAGGCAACUAUAGCAGCUCCCGUGAAGGGCAAGAUGUUGAAAGGUUUAUGCAUCUGCUACGCUGUUAUAGCCAUGACUUUUUUCAGCGUGGCAAUAUCCGGGUACUGGGCAUUUGGGAAUCAGGCUAAGGGCACUAUUCUUGCAAAUUUCAUGGGCAAUGGAAUGCAUUUGCUUCCAACUUGGUUUCUCUUGAUGACCAAUGUUUUCACCCUUUUGCAAACAUCGGCUGUCUCUGUGGUUUACUUGCAACCAACAAACGAAGUGUUUGAGAAGUUGUUUGCAGACCCCAAAAUGGAUCAGUUUUCCAUUCGAAAUAUUGUGCCAAGAUUGAUUUUCCGGUCGAUGUCAGUGAUUAUAGGUACAACCUUUGCUGCAAUGCUGCCAUUUUUUGGAGAUAUCAUGGCACUUUUGGGGGCAUUUGGGUGCAUUCCUCUUGAUUUUAUUUUCCCAAUGGUUUUCUACAAUGUGACUUUCAAGCCCUCAAAGCGUGGCCUUGUUUUCUGGGGCAACACAUUGAUAGCAGUAGCUUCCUCAGUGUUAUCCAUGGUAGGUGCAGUAGCAUCUGUUCGACAAAUUGUUCUUGAUGCCAAAACAUAUCGUUUGUUUGCCAACAUAUGAAAAUCAAACAAAUGAUAGA